Molecule: messenger RNA, 2341 nt
Organism: Austrofundulus limnaeus
Lineage: Eukaryota; Metazoa; Chordata; Actinopteri; Cyprinodontiformes; Rivulidae
Gene: podxl2
Product: podocalyxin-like 2
Biological process (GO): leukocyte tethering or rolling
Source: RefSeq, a predicted model, not a curated record
CAGAACCGGAAGUGCAGAGCCGCUGGUUCCGGACCAGUUUCUGCUGCAGCAGAUCCGGUUCUGUUGUGUCCGCAGCUCUCUGCUCCUCUCCCACGCACGAACCCGCCUGCGCGUGCGUGCUUCCCACCUCCCCCACAGCCCGUUGAACCUGCACGCUCCCCGGACAUGAAGCGGCCGUGAGAUCCUGGAUCCAGAUCGGAGGUCUGCAGCAGACAUGAGGGACCUGGUCCUCUUCAUCCUGACCGCUCUCCUGGUCAGCUGUGAACCUUUGGGUUCCUCCCAGCGAGUAGUCCCCCUCUGGGCUCCUCUGUUUGGGAACGGAGGCCCGGUCACUUCACGCUUCAUCCAGGAAUUAGUCCGAACCAGACGCCACUCUGCCAGUGAGUUAGUCCGAGCCCAGCCUCACCUGGUUCACGACAUGGGCUGGCCGGAGAUCCAGGAACUGUCCCGCUCCCAGACCAAGGUGGACUCGGGUGUCCCCUCACAGGUGAAGUCUUCAGCGAGCCAGGAAGUAGCCAGGACCUUCGGACCUGAUGUGGAGGAUGUGAUGGAGCGUAUGGUUCAUCUGGCGGUCCCCGAGGGUCCAGAAGGCUACAGGGGACACCAGGUCUCCUCUGAUAGACCAGGAGCUGGAGAUACCUCCCAGGAGGCUUCUGGCUUUUAUGGCAUGGACACAGAGGACAGAGACAGGGGAGAAGAAGGAGCAGAGGACCGGGAGGAGACAGAGGAGAGGACAGAGGAAGACAAAAUGAGAGGAGAGACUGAUGGACAUGAUGUCCCAGACGUCUUAGAGGUUAACCACACGACUCCAGAUCUGGACGCUCUGAUUGGCUACACGUCAUCUCUCCACACAUCCAAAGAGCUCAGCAGCUCCUUCCCGGGUGAAAACCAUGAUUAUGGUCAGCAGGAGCAUCGCGGGGCCCCGGUCCUGGAGGUGGAUCCUUCAGGGAGGGAGCUGUGGGAGACAGCGAAGGACGGAGACGUUCAGUCCUCCAGUGGUUAUGGACUCCUUCACUCCUCCGUCUCUGCUUCUCCAUCUCCUGUCGCUGGUGCAGCUGUUACAGAUGUUUCCAGCGACUCCGUGGCAACCACCACCCCAGAGACCGACACCGGAACGGACUUUGGACUGCCAGAAACUUUUACAAAAGCUGAAACAGAAAGAGAAGAAUCAGGAGGGAUUACCCAGAAUCCUACAGCUCCAGAGGUGGGCUCGGCUCCCAGCAGAGAACCUCUGCAGCCCAGUGUGGAAGAAGAACGAGGAGAUCUGGACCAGAAAGAGUUUUUACCUGAAGAGAAAACAAGGAUCAGACAGAUCAUCCCUCUCACCACCAAUCAGUCUCCAACCACCGGCUUCACUGAGACCGAGCUGGAGUCCAACCUGGAGGGGCCGAGGCAGGUUGUCUGUUUAAACUGGAGUGAACUGGCUGGAAGAGGAUAUGUUGUCCUGAACAUGACCAAAAACAUGAACUGUGUGGGGAUCCAGAGCUACAGCGCAGCGACCAGCUGUCAGUCUCGGCCCAGUAAAACACGCAGCGACUACGGCAAACUGUUCGUGGUCCUGGUCAUCAUCGGCGCUGUGUGCAUGAUCAUCAUCACGUCUGGAUUCAUCUACAUCUGCUGGCAGAAACGCCUGCCUGCGCUCAAGUCCAUGUUUCCUGCCGAGGAGCUUCGCUCUGUGGAGAACGGUUAUCAUGACAACCCCACACUGGACGUGACCAACGACGCCCAGCCUGAGAUGCAGGAGAAGAAGCCGAGCACCAACGGGCUCGCAGCAGGAGGAGGAGGAGGUGGAGGGGGCGAGGAGGAGGACAGCAGCCACUGGCAGGCUUUUGUCAACCAAGCAGUCACUGAGGACGACGAAGAGGAGCAGGACACCCAUCUCUGACCGAUGAAGAGGAGGUUCCUUUUGUUUAAAUGAGUGGAAACGAGAGGAGAAGAGAAGAUGUCUGAUGGGAGAGAAAGGAGAGAGGAGCUGGAGGAGCUGCUGAUGUCAUCUAGAAGAUCAGACACCGGUUUUAUACGACGUUCAGAUUUACAGUUCACAUAAAACAGAUUUUAUCAACAAAUCAAACAUUUAAACAAUGAAUUUUUAUUUAUUUUUAGGAAGAAAUGAGAUCAUUUAGAUCAGAGGUGCCCAAAGUGGGGCUCGUGGGCCAAAAUUGGCCCGCCGAGCCAUUUGAUUUGGCCCACCAGCAAUUGUCCUGGCUACUAGAUUGUAAUUAUGUUAAGAUUAAAUAUAAAAUACAUGUAACUACAAGAGAUAUUUAGAUUAGAUUUAAGCCUAUAUAUAGAUUUGCACACCUUACAAGACCACAUAUACUCAAAUUUUAAAUUAUGAAAA